ACUGGUGGCAAUACAAAUUUCAAAGAUAUCGUGAUGUUCGAGGCUCGGCUUACGCAGGCUGAUGUAUGGAAGAAGGUCAUUGAUGCAAUAAAAGACCUCGUGCAAGAAGCAACUCUUGAUUGUACAGAAAAUGGUAUCAGUUUACAAGCUAUGGAUAAUGCACAUGUGAGCUUGGUGUCUUUGCUUCUGCGGAGUGAUGGCUUUGAGACAUACAGAUGUGAUAGAAAUCUUUCAUUAGGCCUGAACAUCACAAGUGCGUCUAAAAUUCUACGAUGUGCUAGUGGAAACGAUGCAAUUACUCUUAAGGCUGGAGAUAAAGCGGAUACACUGACAUUUGUUUUUGAGUCGAAAUGUAAGUUUCUCACUGUCAUUUAAUGUUUUAAGCCCAAGAUCGGUCAUCGGAAUUUGAGAUCAAAUUGAUGGAUUUAGAUGUUGACCACCUGGGUAUUCCCGAUACUGAUUAUAAGUGCAUCAUACGAAUGCCUUCUGCACAGUUACAAAGGAUAUGUCGAGAUCUAAGCCAAAUAGGAGAUUCCGUCGUAAUAUCGGUUGCUAAAGAUGGUGUUUCGUUCAGCUCAAACGGUGAUUUAGGUACUGGAAAUGUCAAGCUUUGUCAGUCCGCUAACGCUGACAAGCCCGAGGAGUCUGUUUCAAUAGAAAUGCACGAGCCUGUUUGCAUGACUUAUUCCUUGCACUAUUUCAAUAUAUUCACUAAAGCCGCUCCACUCUCUAGCCAAGUUGUAUUAUCUCUGACUGAGAACGUCCCUGCAGUUGUGGAGUUUGAAAUUGAAGACUUAGGUUAUAUCCGGUAUUAUUUAGCACCGAAAAUUGAAGAUGAUGCCGAUUAGGAUAACUAAAGAAAACUCAACAGACUAUUUUUCUACUUACUGUGCAUCACAAUAAAUGUAAGAUUUCUUAAACAUGA
Molecule: messenger RNA, 925 nt
Organism: Schistosoma haematobium
Lineage: Eukaryota; Metazoa; Platyhelminthes; Trematoda; Strigeidida; Schistosomatidae
Exons: 4
Coding region: 420-848 (142 amino acids)
Biological process (GO): regulation of DNA replication; translesion synthesis; mismatch repair
Cellular component (GO): PCNA complex
Molecular function (GO): DNA polymerase processivity factor activity; DNA binding
Source: RefSeq, a predicted model, not a curated record